UGCUCCACUUCAGUACUGAGGAGAGUCCCGACUGGCUGCCAGAGUGUGUGGGAGAGGGAAAGAGAAAGAGAAAGAGAAAGAGUGCGUCUGUGCAUGCCUUUGUCAAUGACAGGAAUAGACCUCCACAGGCAAUUGCUUUGGACUUUUUUCCACUCUUCAGGAAUGGAGUUGGUGUCGGAUCACAUCUGGACACGUUGACUUUGGGAUUUUGUUGUUCGCCGGCUGUUCCACCUCAGCUGAUCUCUGCUUGAAGAGUCUGACCAGUGACCCCGAUAGACGACUUAACCCCCCAUCUGGGUCACCGCCGAGCCCGACAGCGGCAUUCGAGCCAGGCCGAUGUGGAAUUUGAUCCUGACAGAGCCUGUCCUAGGAGAAGCCAUUCAAUAAAAACGGACUGGGGGGGAAAGGGGAAGAAGGAUAGAGGAGAAAGAGGAGUGAGAACAUCAGCAUACAGAGCGCUUGUGACUAAAGCGAAGUCUUCUUGCUCCCACUCAGCUCCGCCAAUAUGCCAGUGGAGACCCUGCGGCCCUCAGAGGGUCGCCUGGCCGGGGCUCCCUUCACCUCCGCCAUGCCUUUCAGGAUCCUCACCAAAGGGCCCGACUACUUUCGCCGUCAGGCUGAGCCGGGUACCCGCAAGCUGAGCGCCGUGGAGCGUCUGGAGGCGGACAAGGCCAAGUAUGUCAAGAGUCAGCAGGUGGCGCUGACGCGGCAGGCUCCGGUCAAGCCGCCAAUCAUCCGCAAACCUCUCGUCCCCCCGGCCAUGAUUCUGCAGUGCCACAUGGGCGUUCCCCCAGCCCGAAAAGGUCUGCGGUGCCCCACUAACGUGGACAGCGGUGGCGUGAGGGACGGACCGGGAGGGAGACGAGGACCCCGUCUCAAUUUGGAUAUUUUGAACAACCUUAUCAACGAUGUAUGCGACGGCCCGCUGCCCUCCUCCCAGUCGUCGUCCUCCACCUCGCCGUCAUCGUCAUCGCCUUCCUCGGGAGCUAAAAGCAUCGGCAGCAGCUUGUCAGCCGAGCGCGAGAAGAGCAACCGACUCCUCAACAACCUCAAACCACGGUGCACCACCGCCUCCUCAUCCAUCUCGUCAUGCACGUCGUCCCCACUCAACUCCGGCCAUCGUCCCCCCCCUGUCCCAGCACGGGCGCCCCGCAUCUGCGUCCCGUCAGCCUACGUCUCUCCAAAUACCGUCACGGUACGCAGGGUGGAUGUUCGACCCCACGCAGAAAUUAGGAAGCCCCAUAGGCCCCAACUCAGGCCCCGACAAACUGCCCAGGGUCAAGUAGCGAACCCCCUGGUCCCCCCACCACCACCGCCAGCACCCCACAACCCACCUCAGCCCCAAUCCAACACCACCACACGAACCACACCCUCGCCCCCUUCUUACCUGCCGCCCAGUCCCAUGCUGGUCCGUGCAGGGAUGAUCCCGCCCGCUUCCCCCGCCUUCACCCGUUUGUCCAACGCCAGCUCCAAGGGUUCCGCCCGUAAGCACCCGUCAUUGCACCGCUCCAAGUCAGACCUGAGCGACCGCUAUUCCCGGGCCACGGCCGACCUGGAGCGCUUCUUCAACUACUGCGGGCUGGAUCCCGACGAGGUGGAGGGCAUGGGCGGAGUGGAGCGCUUCACCAGGGCCAACUCGGACAUCGUGUCCAUCUCCAAGCUCCGCAGCGUCAGCACGCCCAGCUCGGAGUGCGGGGACGAAGCCGAGAGAGGCCGAGAGGACUAUGAUGACGAGGACGGGCCCGCCCGAGGCAACGAGCGCAUCCCCUACGGCAUCUCCGUCAUCGAGAGGAACGCCCGAGUCAUCAAGUGGCUCUACGGCAUCCGACAGGCAAGAGAUGCUAACGGCGCCGUUUCGAACGUAUAGACUAAAACUCCACUUAUUUUUGUAUUUAUAUGAAGAAGGGAAGCCAGUCUUUUCAUCUUUUGUGGCCUUACGUCCAACAUUUUCAAGUCUCUACGAUGAAGACUCACAUUUCACGUUUGUAGACUUUUGAGGAAGUUGGAACAUGCUGUUCAAGUCCACUUCCCCUCCUCUUUGACAUCAACAAUGUACAAUGUUACGUUGUAUCUGUAAGCAAUAAUAGACUGACGAGAGUGGUACUGUGUUAGUGUGAAUGUGCGUGUGGGUGUAGCACAGAGCACCUCGCUGAUGCUGUGAAAAGUCACAAAAAAAGCUUCCAUUAACACAUUUUGUAUUUUUCAAAAUCACCUUUGGCUGCAGGACUGUAAUUGUACUCGUUUCUGGUGGCAUGCAAGUGUAAUGUUUGUGUAAAUUUGGCACUUUAUGCCAACAAAGCACGCAUGCACUACGUACGUUCGUUGCACCAACACACAUUUUUCAAGCCAGUUAACAUCAAUAUGCUAGCAGUCUAAAUUUGUGUGUGUGUGUGUGUUGGUGAAACACAGGCACACGCAUGCACUCCUUUUAGGGAUAAGACUGUGAUAAAUCAUGUUGACCACACAUGUCCCAGCACAAGGCUGGUAAAAUGAAGAACAAGUAACACGAAAAAAAAAAAAAUCCUUUCCACACACAAAAGGGUUCGAUCAGGGGUGGGCAAGGUAGCGCUUGAGAGAGUUUUUUUUUGCACCCUGCUAGGCAAUUUUAAAACAAAUAAAACCUCACAGGAACUGUUGUACGAAGACCUACAUCAUUUAAGCCACAAUUGUUCAUAAAACUAAUUGACAAGGAUAAUGUUUUUUAAUAAUCCCUCGGAGGACUUGAGCCCACCCCUGUUAUAUGUAUACUAAAGAGUUCACUCGUGGAUUUGAACAAGUGUCUCAGGAAAAGAAGUAUUUGGCAUACUAACACAAAUGGACCAAUAUUUAUUUGGAAAAUGUAAUUUAAUGUAUUUUCUCACCACUUGUACAGCCGCUGUACAAUUAACACGUGUACAGAAUUCAGUCUGAAGUGCAAUCUAUUCAUAUUUACCACAACAAUUAUAUAGGAUGAAAUGGACACACACGCAUGGAAAUACAGUGGCAGGCAUAUGUGAGAACGAAAAUGUCAUCGAGGGGGUGUCUACAUCUUACCACAGUCUUUUUAGUUCCCCCCCAGCACAUUUCUAUUUUUAGCUGUCAUAUGUGACAGAGGUGUGACAGUAGCCCAGAAAUGCGGAUGCCCAAAGACUCCUGAGGUCCGAGAGGCUUUAAAAUGGCGUCUUUGAAGCUAAUAUUAAAACACAGUUCAAGAACAUUCACAUUGUCUGUGUUGAUUUUAUUUGUGUAUUUCUUUUUUGUCAAGCUAAUUCUAUCUCUGGAUUUGAAUCUCAGCUCUGGCCUUCCUGUGUGGCAUUUGCAUGUUUUCUCCCUGCUUG
Molecule: messenger RNA, 3317 nt
Organism: Phycodurus eques (leafy seadragon)
Lineage: Eukaryota; Metazoa; Chordata; Actinopteri; Syngnathiformes; Syngnathidae
Product: protein FAM110A
Exons: 2
Coding region: 506-1867 (453 amino acids)
Source: RefSeq, a predicted model, not a curated record